GCCUCGCGGCUAUGAACGGCGCCGGAGACCCCUGCCUCUUCAUUAAAGACAUUAAGCCCGGCCUCAAAAACCUCAACGUCGUGUUUAUCGUGCUGGAGAUCGGGCGAGUCACCAAGACGAAAGACGGGCACGAGGUGCGGUCGUGCAAGGUGGCGGACCGGACGGGCAGCAUCACCAUCUCCGUGUGGGACGAGGUCGGGGGCCUCAUUCAGACCGGGGACAUCAUCCGACUGACCCGGGGGUACGCGUCCAUGUGGAAAGGCUGCCUGACGCUGUACACCGGCCGCGCGGGCCUGCUCCACCGCAUCGGCGAGUUCUGUAUGGUGUACUCAGAAGUGCCAAACUUCAGCGAGCCCCAGACGGACCCCCGCGGCCCCCCCCAGCAGAGCGGUGCCAUCUCCGACCAAGCCCUCGUGUGCGGCCAUGUCCGGGGGAAACGGGGGUCCCAACCCAGGCGAGCCGGCGGCCUUCCCGGUGUCCUACAGUCACUCCCACGGCUGGGCCGGGCCCGGGCGGGGCGGGGAUCGGGGGCCUCCCGCGGGCCCCGUCCACCCGGCCCCGCCCCUGCCGACCAACGGGAGGGACCCCCGUCGGGCCCGGAAGAGGUGACCCUCUCCCCCUCGCCCCCGCCUCCGUCCGGGGGCCGCCGGCCCGCCGGCCCGGGCCCGCCGUGUGCACUUUGAAGGAUGGAGAGCUGUGAAACCCGACUUGUCUGUGGGCCGGCCCGUCAGUCGAUCCGUCUCCGUCCGUCCGUCCAGCCCGGGCCGGGGCAACCGGCGACCGGUCCCGGGGGCCGACGUCCACCCUCUGGCCUUUCCGACUGCCCCGGGGCGCCGGGGCGGGGAGCUUGGUCGUCUUUAUCGUCGUCGCUGUUGUUCUUGCUUUGUUUCAAUCCUUUUUUUAUAUUCCGUCAAGAAGUAGGCCCUGGAGCAGGCUCUCUGGAAGAUCGACCCGUGCCUUCUCCCGAGCACCAGCCCCGCCCUGAGGCAUCUCCUGCUCCAGCCGGGCCGGCAGUCUUAGUUUUACUCCGUCUCCUUAUCCUCUGCCGCCUUGGAGUCCCCGGGGUAGGCCGGGCUCGGUCCCUCCCAGCGUCCCGUGACGAGCGAGCGGCCGUGACGCGUGGGAGGACUCUAGCCCGAGGCCAGUCAGACCUGGCCGGGCCCCUUCCGAAGACUUGCGGGGACCCCCUUGGAGAAACUUCCCUGUAGCCGGCGGCGACGGGAUGGCCGAGUUAAAACCUCCACGAGCGGCCGUGACCCCGCGGUGGGGCGAGGCUGAGGUGGGGUGGGGGGAGAGGAGGAGAGAUGGGGCCGGGCGGGCUCCGGCCCCCCCGUCCGUGACCUUCGGUUGUUUCCCUGCCCGGCCCCCGAGCGGCCGGGGGCUACUUCUCGCUCCCCGGGAGCGCGCUGGGCGAUGUGGGGCCGGGGGUGCCAUCUUAGGGGCCUCGACCUCGGUCCGGUGGGACUUUUGGCCGGCAUCUGGGCUCCAGCUCUUCUCAGGAAUGCCCACCGGGCCUCUGGCCAGCCUCGGGGGGAGGAGGAGCUGUUUCGGGGAGGGGGCCGCGGCCUCAACCUCCCCCCUUGGACUGCCCCCACCCACGGGGGAGCCGGCCGCAGGUGGGCCUGUCGCCUGGCUGGAGGUGACCUCCAAUAAACUCGCGCUAGUAUUUGCACGUGGGCUGCGCCCCGGUCCCGCCUCAAGUAUCCCCCGACGCCCCGGCCGCCCCCUCCGUCCCCGAAGGAGGGGAGCUACGCUCGGUCGGUGACUAAAACGCAAGCCACGGGUUAUUUAGAAAGGAGAAGCGGACUUCCGACAGAGGUCCCAGGAGACGAUGGCCGGUGGCCGCCUGCCGGGGACCUUGCACUGUACUAAGCACUGGGGGAAGUACAACUGAAACACAAAGACACAUUCCGAUGGAGGGGAUUUGUGUAACGCGCACACUGUGUGCGGAGCACUGCAGUAAGCAAGGGGGAGGGAAUAAUGGUAGAUUCACCCAGGCCCAGAGGGCGUUUAGAACCGCAUUGAGGUCACCCAUGACCAGGCUAAAUCUGAACAGGCUCUACCUACUCCAUCCUCGGUCUCCUUGACCUCUGGCCCGUCUUUCACACAAACUCUCACCCCCUUCUAGAAAUACCAUCUAAGCUUAGUUUCACUUUCACUUUUUUUUUUUAAAAAUAACAUUUGUUAAACACGUGCCAGGCACUGUACUAAGCACUGGGGGAGAUCCAGGUUGGACACGGGCCCUGUGUCACGUGGGGUCACAGUCCGCAGCCCCGUUUUAAAGAUGCAAGCGAGGCGCAAAAAAGUGACUUAAGGUGGCACAGCAGACAAGUGGCAGGGCUGGGAUUAGAACCCAGGUCCUUAGGACUCCCGGGCCUGUGCUUUACCCACUAAGCCACACUGCUUUUCAUCCUCUCUGUAGCCGCUCUGCAGCUUCCCACCCCCUAACUGGGGGAGUCUCUCAUGGCUCAGCUGUGGGUCCCCUUCUCCUCCUACACCCACUCCUUUGGGAAAGCUCAU
This is a messenger RNA of Ornithorhynchus anatinus (platypus), 2520 nucleotides long. RefSeq names its product nucleic acid binding protein 1 (gene NABP1). Gene Ontology annotation, cellular component: SOSS complex. NCBI's taxonomy places the organism in Eukaryota, Metazoa, Chordata, Mammalia, Monotremata, Ornithorhynchidae. The coding region runs from base 12 to 683 and encodes 223 amino acids. The record is from RefSeq and is a predicted model, not a curated record. Gene Ontology annotation, molecular function: DNA binding. The transcript is spliced from 6 exons. Gene Ontology annotation, biological process: double-strand break repair via homologous recombination; mitotic cell cycle checkpoint signaling; response to ionizing radiation.